This is a messenger RNA of Rangifer tarandus platyrhynchus (Svalbard reindeer), 1449 nucleotides long. The record is from the annotation of a GenBank genome assembly. Lineage: Eukaryota; Metazoa; Chordata; Mammalia; Artiodactyla; Cervidae.
AUGGGUCUAGAAUCCCCAGCUAAGCCUGGAGAUCCAAAGGUCACCAGCCAGAGGGCAGGAUGCAGAAUGCUCCUCUUCCUCCUGAUGUGCCUGCUGCAGGCCGCCAGUGCACUGAGGGGCCCACGGCUGGUGUCCGGGGAGCCUGGGGGCGCCGUGACCAUCCAGUGUUGGUACCCCCGCUUGGCCAUCAACAGCCACCAGAGGAAGUACUGGUGCCGCCUCGGGCCCCCGGCAGGGGUCUGCCGCACAGUCGUGUCCACCAACCGCUACACGCACCUGCGCUACCGUGGCCGCGUGGCCCUCGCAGACUUCCCCCGAAGAGGCUUAUUUGUGGUGAGGCUGUCCCGGCUGUCCCCGGAGGACGAGGGGCGCUACCGCUGCGGCCUCGGGAGCUCAAACAAUGCCUUGUUCUUCAGCAUGAACCUGACGGUCUCUCCAGGUCUUUCCAGAACCAUCCCCACAGCCACGCUGGCCUAUGGUGAGCUCAUCACAGAAUCCUCUGAAACAGCAUCACCCCCAGCAGCCAAAAGAUGCACACGAGCAAACACCCAGACGACAGGAAGACAGACGACAGGAUGGGAUACAGUUGCCCUGACUCCAGGAACCAGGAAAACCACGGCUUCAGCCACAGAGAGGCAAACCCCAGGAGCAACUGCGGUGGUGGCUCCAGGGACAGGCAGCCUGGUAGAGCUCUCCGUCGGGGCAACUGUUCCCACUGUGCAGAGUCCGGCUUCAACAGGCAAAGGCGUUACCGGUGCAGCAGCGCGGGUGCAGCUGCUGGUGUGGAGCACCAGCGAUUCAGAAGCAACCAGGGCCAGGGCCAGCAAAAGGGAGAGAGAAACUACUCCUGGGGCCAACAGGCCAAGCGAGGAGACAGAGAGCGUCAGCGCAACCCCGGGAACCGCUGAGACAGCUGCAGGGACCGUUAGGCCAUCGACCCUGGCCUCAGAAAGAUGGAUGUGGGAAACCCUCCAGGAGGAGACAUCGGCUUCUGAGCCACAGAGCCUGGGCUCCAUUAAAGGGACCAUCCCGGCUGCGGCUGUGUGGACCUCAGAGCCAACCCACAUAGAGAUGGCAUCUGCGGAGGGAAGCGGUGAAGUUGACCUGGACACGCCUGCCGGAGAUAGUGGUCCCCAGGUGAUGCCAAGCCAGGCCCUAGCAGCGGGGCCCCCGGGGCCCCCAGCCAAGGAGUCUUCGGUAAAGAGUGCUCCUCUGGAAGAGAAGAACUUCUCCGGGAUCCUGACCCCAGUCUCGUCAGCGCUGUGCCCGCUUCUGCUGGUGACCCUUGUUCUGUGGAAGAGGAAGCUUCAGAAGAAGGGGAGCUGUGAGUGGGGUCUAACUCACCCCAGGCCCACGGAUGGGAGGGCUCGUUCCCCUCUGACGCCCUCAGGACUGGGGUGGGUCAGGGCCAGGGCCAGGACUGCCGGAUGUGGAAAUGCUAAAUGCUAG